Molecule: messenger RNA, 1135 nt
Organism: Brassica napus (rape)
Lineage: Eukaryota; Viridiplantae; Streptophyta; Magnoliopsida; Brassicales; Brassicaceae
Product: B3 domain-containing protein At5g25470
Exons: 5
Coding region: 142-936 (264 amino acids)
Molecular function (GO): DNA binding
Source: RefSeq, a predicted model, not a curated record
CACGCUGACUGUCACACAGGGUUGAAAAUAAUCCAUUUUAUUUUUUUGAACAAGGCUUGAAUAAUCCAUAAAAGCUAUUUCAUUAUAGAGUCCUCUGCUUUGUCUAUCGGACAAGAGAACCGAUCUAGCUUUCAAGAGACAAUGUUGCCCGAGAGUGAGAACCGAGAAAAUCUCAGCAGCCCUAGCUUCAUUAAGUCUUUGUCUCUAGGACAAAACUGGAAAUCUAAAUCCAUGAGGAUUUUUCCGGAAGAGUUUGUGAGAAGCGCUGGUGAGGCGUUUGUACACAGGGUAGUGCUUAGUGUUCUCUGGAACAAUUCCUGGCAAUGUUGGCUCCAGCAAGACAAGAAUGGUCUGUUUAUGGUCGAAGAAGAUUGGGAUGAGUUUGUGGAUGACAACCUUUUAGAUACAGAUGAUAUCUUGCUUUUCACACACCAAGACACAAUCUAUUUUCAAGUGAGAAUCUUCAAGAAAGAUGGGAGCGAGAUCACUUCAGUACCUCUUGAAGGUGAACCUGAGACUCAACCAUUUCACCAGGAGACAACCCCUGCCUUUGCCUCUGCAAACGGAGGAACAAGUAGCCGAGCAAGAAAGGGUUAUGCUCAUGUCGAAAACCCUAAGCGAUACCUCUUAAAUCCGAGAAACCCUUACUUCGAGAAGACGCUAACGAAGACGAACACAGUUCUGUAUGUGAAUACGUGGGUGAUUGAGGAGUAUGACUUGGAGUUUAGUCCUCCUAAUACCCACAUGCACUUCCUUCUUCCCGAUGGAGAAACACUCGAUGGCUACACCAAGGAUUACGGCGGUUCACAUAGUUUCCUUGGCUGGGCAGCUGUAUGUGAAAGGUGCAACUUGAGAACAGGAGACACUGUGGUUUGUGAACUUGAACUCUCAGGACGUGUGGUUGUAGCUGUUAGAGUGCAUUUACUCGAUGAAUGACAAGUCAACUCUACUCUCCUUGUUAGUCAGGUCUCUGAACAUUAGUUUUAACCCAACUUAUUAUUGUAAUGUUAGAUGUAAUCUCUAUGUUGGUUUAACCAAUUUGUAACACUAAAAAAUGUGAUCCUUAUGUUGGUUAAACAAACAGACCAUAUCAAUAUAAGAAGUAAAAGUCGAGGACAUUGCGGCAUAGAUCCUA